AUGCUCCACUCUCUGACCGUUUCCAAACUCAACUUUCAUAAAGAUGAAGCUCCAAGUGGAAAAAGACGCACCACGAAGACACAACCAGCGGGGCUUAGUGGGGUUGACAAUCCAGGAGAGAAACUGGACUGGCAGCGGAGAACUGCGAGCCCCAAGAUGCGCCAUUCAGAUGAACUCCACAACGAUGCAGGUGGCUACGCGGCCCACAGAGCCCAGCCCGCAGGAGCAGAAAGCCAGAGCAACAGCAGGGACUCCUGCAACGAGGAAACACCCUGCGGGAGCAUCUACAUGAAGUUCAAAAACAGGGUUGGGGAAGUGAUGACCGUGACCCAGGAUUUGGUCUCCGGACUUACUUCCUGGGACGGAUGUUCUGUCCAUGAGCCCCGGGUUCUAACUAGGAUGUGUGGGCUCCUGCUCCAGCAGGGUCCUGCUCCAGGUCAAGCCAGGAGGGCAUGGGACUGGGUCUCAGGAGACACAGCCUGUGAAAAGUCAGCAGCUCGUCCUGGCUCCCUGCCUGAGGCGUCACGGAAGCCCCGAGUCGUCCGGCUGUGCCACUCUGAUCACAGCGAAGGGCCCUGUGGCUCCAGCAUGUCUGCUUGGGGAGACAGUGGCUCGGCCACCCCCAUGUCCCCACUGCAAGUAUCGCAGGCUGGGACUGGCCAGCAUGUCCAGAACCAAUUUAGAAACCUAACCAGCAGCCCUGGCUUCCUGCUCCUGGGCUUCUCUGCACACCCAGAGCAGCAGCCUCUCCUGUUUGGGCUCUUCCUGACCAUGUACCUGGCCUCUGUGCUGGGGAACCUGCUCAUCAUCGUGGCCAUCGGCUCUGACCAGCACCUCCACACCCCCAUGUACUUCUUCCUGGCCAACCUGUCCUUCAUCGACACCUGCUUCUCCUGCACCAUUGUCCCCAAGGUGCUGGUCAACAUUCAGAUGCAGGACCACACCAUCUCCUACGCUGGGUGCCUCGUGCAGAUGUACUUCUUCAUGGCUUUGUCCCUUCUGGAUGACUUCCUGCUGGCCGUGAUGGCCUAUGACCGCUACGUGGCCAUCUGCCUUCCCCUCCACUACGCCACCAUCAUGCAUCCCCAACGCUGCCUGCUGCUGGUCGCCGCAUCCUGGCUCUGUGCCCACCUGCUGGCCUUCUCUCUCACUCUCCUCAUGUCUCAGUUCUCCUUCUGUGCCUCCCGCUCCAUCCCACACUUCUUCUGUGAUCUUCUCCCCCUCCUCAAACUCGCCUGUUCAGACACACAAGUCUUUGAAGUCAUGAUGUUUGCUGAAGCAGCGCUGUCAGGUGUGGUUCCAUUCACCUGUGUCCUGGUGUCCUAUGCCCACAUCAUCCACACCAUCCUCAGGGUCCCCUCCGCUGGAGCAAAGAACAAAGUCUUUUCUACCUGUGGCUCACACCUGACGGUGGUCACUCUCUUCUAUGGCACAAUAUUCCUAGUGUAUUUCCAGCCCUCAUCCUCCUACUCAGCAGACACCGGCAUGGUGGCAUCUUUGGUAUACACGAUGGUCACCCCCAUGCUGAACCCCUUCAUCUACAGCCUGCGGAACAGGGACAUGAAGGGGGCUUUGCAGAGACUCUGCAGCUGGGGGAAAUUCUCCGCUGACUGA
Condylura cristata (star-nosed mole) is the source of this 1614-nucleotide messenger RNA. RefSeq names its product olfactory receptor 1361-like. Gene Ontology annotation, molecular function: G protein-coupled receptor activity; olfactory receptor activity. Gene Ontology annotation, biological process: G protein-coupled receptor signaling pathway. NCBI's taxonomy places the organism in Eukaryota, Metazoa, Chordata, Mammalia, Eulipotyphla, Talpidae. Gene Ontology annotation, cellular component: membrane. The coding region runs from base 1 to 1614 and encodes 537 amino acids. The record is from RefSeq and is a predicted model, not a curated record. The transcript has 5 exons.